AUGAACACCAAGAUUGUAGUAUUCAUCUGCGCGGUAGGCGUCGCCUCCGCAAGCAUAGCGCCAUUACCAGUAGCCCGUGUGGACCCCUUGCCCCAAUAUUCAUUCGGCUACGACGUCCAGGACGCACUCACAGGCGACUACAAAGGCCACCAGGAACACAGGAACGGAGACCUCGUCACUGGCUCCUACACGGUCGUUGACCCCGAUGGUACCAAAAGGAUUGUGGAUUAUGCGGCCGAUCCUCUAAACGGUUUCAACGCUGUGGUCCGUCGCGAGCCUUUAGUAGUUGCUGCCAAAGUGGUCGCUCCUGCGCCGGUCGUAGCACCCGCUCCUGUGUUCGCCCCCGCCCCAGCUCCUAUCAUCGCCCGGGCCCCAGUUCCUGCUCCUCUAUUUGCGCCAGCGCCAGCUCCGCUCGUUGCUCGCGCUCCAGUCUUUGCUCCAGCACCAGCUGUUGCUUCCGCACCGCUUGUAGCUCCUUACAAUCCAGUUUACCCAGCCCCCAUUGCGAGAGCACCCCUCUACGCCCCAGCACCUGCACCUCUAUAUGCACCCAGGUUUGUCGUAUUCAGCUGUUUGGUGGCGGCCGCCAGCGCUGGUCUUUUGCCAGCUGCCCCAGUAGCUUACUCAUCCCCUCUGGCCUAUAGCCACGCCCCCGUCGCCUACGCGGCACCCCUUGCCAAAGUAGUGGCUCCAGUUGAAGAAUACGACGCUCACCCCAAAUACAGCUUCGCCUACGAUGUACAAGACGGACAUUCCGGUGACUCCAAGAGCCAACACGAAACUCGCGACGGUGAUGUCGUACAGGGCUCCUACUCCGUCGUUGACCCAGACGGCCAUAAGCGCACCGUUGAAUAUACCGCAGACCCCCACAACGGCUUCAACGCUGUCGUCCACAGAGAGCCAGUAGCUGUUGCCCCUGUUGUCGCUAAGGUCGCCGCCCCUGUCCAAUACCACGCUGCCCCCGUCCAGUACCACGCUGCCCCAGUUCAAUACCACGCUGCCCCAGUCGCUUACGCUGCUGCCCCAGUCGUCCACUCCGCCCCUCUUUACCACCACUAA
Leptosia nina is the source of this 1059-nucleotide messenger RNA. The record is from the annotation of a GenBank genome assembly. Lineage: Eukaryota; Metazoa; Arthropoda; Insecta; Lepidoptera; Pieridae.